Molecule: messenger RNA, 2913 nt
Organism: Peronospora belbahrii
Lineage: Eukaryota; Oomycota; Peronosporomycetes; Peronosporales; Peronosporaceae
Source: the annotation of a GenBank genome assembly
AUGGCAGAGCCACCCAACAUGCCCAUGCUACGGCAGUCGCUUGAAGCGACGUUGUCUCCAUUUGCAGAAACACGUAAAAAUGCCGAGACGUAUUUAACGACGCUAUCAACUCAACCCAAGUAUGUGUUAUUGUUACUUCAGGUACUAGAAAACUCUAGUGAAAACCAAGAUAUACGUCUAGCAGCUGCGCUUUUGUUUAAAAACUAUAUUAAACACAAUUGGGACCCAGAGAAACAAGGAUGUUUACUUAUAAAUGAAAAGAAUAUUGUUAAGCAACAUCUAGUUGAACUCAUGUGCCGUAUGCCCGAGACACUGCAGAAACAACUCAUUGAGGCGCUUACAACCAUUGGAGAGUAUGAUUUUCCUACCCAAUGGAUGGAUUUAUUAGCUCAAUUAGUGUCGAAAUUACAGACACAACAGGAUUGGCAAGUACGGAAUGGCGUGCUCAUGACGGCCAAUACCAUUUUUAAACGCUUUCGUAAUGUGUUCAAGUCCGACGACCUUUUUCGUGAGCUUAAACAUUGUCUUGAAGUGUUUCAAGAGCCAUUGCUUGUGUUUUUCAAGGAGACGGGUGUUGCAUUGCGUACACCAGGCAUUGCAAUACCUCAACAAGUGCAAAUGCUUGCGGCAUUGAGGUACAUGAAUCGGAUAUUCUACUCACUUAAUUGGCAGGACCUGCCAGAAUAUUUUGAAGACCACAUGUCAGAGUGGAUGGGGGAAUUUCUGACCUAUUUUAGCUACGAGAACCCGACACUAGUGGAUGGAGACAAUGAAGACGAACCUGAUCCGAUUGAUCGACUACUGGUGGCUAUUGUGGAAAAUAUCAAUCUGUAUGCGGAGAAGUACGACGAAGAGUUCAAGCCAUAUUUGCAAAAGUUUACCGAAGUGAUUUGGAAUCUACUCGCAAACCACAUUACUCUGUUUCCAAAACAUGAUGAGCUGGCUGCCAAGUGCAUGAAGUUCCUCACGUCGGUGGCAUCGCGGUCGUUUCACCGUGCACUCUUUGAAUCUCCUCAAGUGCUGACGGAGUUGUGUGGGAUUGUGGUCACCAAUUUGCAGCUACGCUCGUCGGACGAAGAGCUUUUUGAGGACAACCCCAUGGACUACAUUCGUCGCGACAUUGAAGGGUCAGAUGGCGACAGUCGCCGCAGCGCUGCUCGUGACUUGGUGCGAGGUUUGCUUGGCAACUUUGACGAGGCUGUGACUCAAAUCUGCAUGAGCACGAUUCAAACUCAGCUACAGCAGUACAAGGCUGAUCCGGUUCGUAAUUGGGCGAUGAAGGAUGUAUCGAUCAAUUUGGUGAUUGCUAUUUCUGCGAUGAAACAGUCUCGUCUGCGUGGUGUGUCCGAGGUGAACAGCCGUGUACCACUGAUGGAUUUCUUUAUGGCAGAGGUACUUCCUGAGCUGUCUACUCCGAACCACGCGUCUCUUAUAUUAAAAGCGGACGCUAUUAAAUUUGUCUCCACUUUCCGUGGUCAGAUGCCGGUAGAGGUUAUGGACCAGCUCUUUCCUCUUCUGAUGAACUGCAUGGACCCUUUGCAGUUUGUGGUGCACACAUACGCUGCUGCUUGUCUGGAGCGCAUUCUUACAGUUAAGGAUCGGUCUGGCACGCUACGAUUUUCCAAGGAACGACUUGCACCGUAUCUGGGCAAGCUGUUGGAGCACGUUUUCCACAUCCUUGAACAGCCUAAUUACCCCGAGAAUGAUUACCUGAUGAAGGUUGUCAUGCGAGUGAUGAACGUGGCCAAGGAGGACAUCUUGCCUUUGACUGACGUAGCAGUUAACAAGCUCACGAAUAUUCUGAAUCGCAUUUGCGCUAACCCCAGCAAUCCGUCUUUCAGCCACUACCUUUUCGAGUCGCUAUCUGUGCUAAUCCUUAACGUAUGCAAGACAAACCCGGCAGCGACGGAGCGUUUCGAAGAGCUACUUUUCCCGCCGUUCCAGAAGGUGCUGACAAAUGACGUUGAGGCGCUGUCGCCUUACGUGUACCAGGUGCUAGCUCAGAUGUUGGAACUUCGACCAAGUGGCGUCUCCGACGCGUAUAAGAGCAUGUUCCCUGUGCUGCUCAAUCCGACGUUGUGGGAGCGGGUGAGCAACGUGCCCGCCAUUGUGAAACUUAUUGAGGCGUACAUGCGGAAGGCUCCAAACGAUGUUGCUCAGUCAGUACAAGGAAUUCUAGGAGUUUUUCAGAAGCUCAUUUCGUCCCGAUCUACAGAAGCAAACGCUUUUUCACUGCUGCGGGGACUCUUUGCUUUCAUGCCGCGUGAAGCUUACGCAAACUUCCUCGACGAAAUAGUGAAGAUUAUGAUGAUUCGGCUUCAGACCCGCAUGGCAGGUCGCAAUUCCGCAAGUUACACGAAGGAGCUGAUUUACACCGUGUCCGUGCUUAUUGGCAAGCUCGGACCGGACACGUUCUUGGCGUCUUUGGAAUCACUGCAGAAAGGAAUGUCGACCAUGUUUAUUAAGUCUGUGUGGCUGACGUGCAAUGCGCGUGGUCGAGGUCCUGCUGAGCGGAAGGCUUGCGUUAUUGGCCUUACGCGACUGAUGUGUGAAACGGAGCUCUGUAUCGCUGACUUGGACAUGUGGACAGAGAUGUUGGCAACAGCGGUGAAGGUAUUGGAAGAAGCUGGACAAAGUGGUGCCGUCGUUAAGGACGAGGAUGAGUCGUUGCUUGAGCUGGAACAGACGGGUUAUGAAGCCGGCUAUGCGAAAUUAUUUUUUGCGUCCGUGGUUUCGCUCGACCCUUUGCAGGAAUACCCAGUGCCAAUGUGCUACCUUGCCGAGUCCAUCGCAAAGCUGUCGGCCUCUAAGCCUGGUGUGCAUCUGGCUUACGCUCGGACAAAGCUGCCGUCGCCCGCGACACUGACGGCACUACAGUCGUAUUUUGCCCAGAACAACGUAGCAUUCCAGUAA